CGGUCCUGCAGGAGCCGUAGCCGGUGCGUCCGCGCUGCGGGCCGGCCGAGGAGGGGCGCGCACGGGCGCACGGACGCGCGGACGCCGGCGCCCGCCCGGUAGCAUGUGGAAGCUGGGCCGGAGCCGGGUGCUCCUGGACGAGCCCCCAGAGGAGGAGGAUGGCUUGCGGGCGGGGCCGCCGCCCUCCGUCGCCGCCGCCGCCGCCGCCGCCGCCGCCGCCGCCGCGCAGGUUCAGGGAGCGAGUUUCCGAGGCUGGAAAGAAGUGACUUCGCUGUUUAACAAGGAUGACGAGCAGCACCUGCUGGAAAGAUGUAAAUCCCCCAAGUCCAGAGGAACUAACUUACGAUUAAAGGAAGACUCGAAGACGGAGAAGAAGUCUGGAUUUUGGGACAAUUUGGUUUUGAAACAGAGCACACAGUCUAAGAAACCAGAUGAGAUCGAAGGUUGGGAGCCACCAAAACUUGUUCCUGAAGAUGUGGCAGCCAACUCGGGUGACCCCAUGAGUGACCGUCUGUCCGGGCCAGGCUGGGAGGAGGAUGCCAGGGGCUCCACCAAGUACACCAGCCUGGCCGGCGCCGGGAACAGCUCGCGCUGGAGCCUCAGGUCAGCGGGGAAGCUGGUCAGCAUCCGUCGGCAGAGCAGAGGCCACCUGACGGACGACUGGGAGGAGCUGGAGUGACG
Lipotes vexillifer (Yangtze River dolphin) is the source of this 681-nucleotide messenger RNA. RefSeq names its product testis development related protein (gene TDRP). Gene Ontology annotation, cellular component: cytosol; nucleus. Gene Ontology annotation, biological process: spermatogenesis. Lineage: Eukaryota; Metazoa; Chordata; Mammalia; Artiodactyla; Lipotidae. The transcript is spliced from 3 exons. Bases 104 to 679 code for a protein of 191 amino acids. The record is from RefSeq and is a predicted model, not a curated record.